Diaporthe citri is the source of this 2085-nucleotide messenger RNA. RefSeq lists its product as uncharacterized. The transcript has a single exon. The coding region runs from base 1 to 2085 and encodes 694 amino acids. Lineage: Eukaryota; Fungi; Ascomycota; Sordariomycetes; Diaporthales; Diaporthaceae. The record is from RefSeq and is a predicted model, not a curated record.
AUGGAUUACACCACCAGCAGCAGCAGUGCUCUUGCCUCUCUGGCAGAGGCAGUUGGCACGACAUCCUGCGGGGCCACUGAUGCCCAAGUCGCCAUCGUCGGGGCAGGUCCUCGAGGGUCCAGCACCCUGGAGCGCCUCUGCGCCUCCGCCAAGGACUUCCUCGCGCCGGGCUCGCGGCUGACGGUCCACGUCGUCGACCCGUCGCCCCCCGGCGCCGGGCGCGUCUGGCGCACCGACCAGCCGCAGGUCCUGCUGAUGAACACGGUCGCGUCCCAGAUCUCGCUGUACACGGACGAGAGCGUGACCGUCGAGGGCCCCAUCUGCCCCGGGCCGAGCCUGCACGAGUGGGCGGUCUCGGUCGGCGGCGUGCCCGAGCUGGGGCCCGACGACUACCCGACCCGCGCCCUGUACGGCCGGUACCUCGAGUGGGUCUUUGCCGAGACGGUGCGCAACGCGCCGGAGGGCAUCGAGGUCGAGGUGCACGCGGCGCGCGCGGUCCGCCUCGACGACGGGCCCGGCGGCAGCCAGGUGCUCAGCCUGUCCAACGGCCGGUCCCUGUACGGCCUCGCCGCCGUGAUGCUCGCCCACGGCCACCUGCCGCUGCUCCAGAGCCCCGAGGAGCUGCGCCUGGCGACCCACGCGGCGCGGCACAACCUGCGCUACAUCGCGCCGUCCAACCCGGCCGACGUCGAGCUCUCGGUCAUCGCCCCCGGCGAGCCCGUCUUCCUGCGCGGCCUGGGCCUGAACUUCUUCGACUACAUGGCCCAGUUGACCAUGGGCCGCGGAGGCCGCUUCAGCCGCAACACGUCUACCGGCAGCCUGCAGUACCACCCCUCGGGCACCGAACCGAAGAUGUUCGCAGGCUCCCGCCGUGGCAUCCCAUACCAGUCCCGCGGCGCGAACGCCAAAGGCCCAUACGGCCGCCACUACCCGCUGCUCCUCACCGAGGACGUGAUCGCCGCCUUCCGCAAGCGUUCCGAGUCGGGCAACCCGCCUGACUUCCUCGCCGAGGUGUGGCCGAUCAUCGCGAAGGAGGUGGAGACGGUCUACUACAGGUGCCUGCUGAAGCGGGAAGGCAAGGAGCACGCCGGGUUCCAGGAGCGCUACCUCGCCGUCCCGUACGCCAGCCCCCAGGAGACGGAGAUCCUCGACGAGGUCGGCGUGCCCGCGGAGAAGCGCUGGUCCUGGGACCGGAUCUCGAAGCCCCAGGGCAAGCGCACCUUCGCCUCGGCCGACGAGUGGCGCGACUGGCUGAAGACGUACCUGCGCCAGGACGCCGAGGAGGCGGCGCUCAACAACGUCGACGGGCCCCUCAAGGCGGCGCUGGACGUGCUGCGCGACCUGCGCAACGAGGUGCGGCUGGUGGUCGACCACGCCGGGCUGGGCGGCGAGUCGCGGCGCGACCACCUGGACGGCUGGUACACGCCCCUCAACGGGUUCCUGUCCAUCGGCCCGCCGCUGCAGCGCAUCGAGCAGAUGGUGGCCCUGAUGGAGGCGGGCGUGCUCGAGGUCCUGGGCCCGCGGCCCGAGGUGCGCGAGGUGCGCGGGCCCGAGGGCGCGUGGCUGGUGCGGUCGCCGCUGGUGCCCGGCGAGGCGGUGCGCGUCACCACCCUCAUCGAGGCGCGCCUGGCCGAGCCCAACCUCGCCCGCACCGCCGACGAGCUGCUCUCCCACCUGCUGCGCACCAGCCAGUGCCGCGCCCACACCCUCGACGGCUACGACACGGGCGGCCUCGACGUCACCGAGAGCCCCUACCACAUCAUCGACGCCUGGGGCCGCCCGCACGCGAGGCGCUUCGCCGUCGGCGUCCCCACCGAGGGCGUGCACUGGGUCACGGCCGCUGGCGUCAGGCCCGGUGUCAACUCGGUCACGCUGCAGGACAACGACGCCAUGGCCCGCGCCGCGCUGCGCGUCGCGGCCUCCGAGGCAGACGGCUCCAACGCGGCGCUGGAGCUCGAGGUCCAGGCCCAGCUGGAGACGCGCCCCAUCCUCGAGGCCGCCAGUGCCGUCCUGCAGGAGGCAGUCCCGCGGGGACGCCCCAUGGAAAGCCUUAUCCAGCCCUCCACAAACGGUGUGAAGGCGUGA